Molecule: messenger RNA, 2569 nt
Organism: Rhinichthys klamathensis goyatoka
Lineage: Eukaryota; Metazoa; Chordata; Actinopteri; Cypriniformes; Leuciscidae
Product: von Willebrand factor A domain-containing protein 5A-like
Exons: 17
Coding region: 1-2367 (788 amino acids)
Source: RefSeq, a predicted model, not a curated record
AUGAUGAACUGCGGUCUUGUGAAUGAGAAAAACGAGCUGGUGCCUCUGAAGAGCAUCUCAGUGGAGGUUCGUGUUCAGGAUCAUGUCUCCACAGUCUCCUCCACUCUGCUGUAUGUGAAUGAGGAAGAGCGCCCCCUGGAGGCCUUGUUCGUGUUCCCUCUGCCCGCUGAUGCUGCUGUCUGCCACUUCAGUGCCAAGAUCGGAGAGCAGGAGAUUGUGGCAGAGGUGCAAGAAAGAGAAACCGCGAGGGAUCGGUAUGAUGAUGCUGUGAGUUCGGGUCAGCAGGCGUUUCUGCUGGAAGAGAGCGCAGAGAGUCCUGAUGUGUUCGGACUGAGUGUCGGGUGUCUGUCGCCGGGUCAGAACGCUGCCGUCACCAUCAUCUACGUCACCGAGCUCGAUGUGCAGGCCGACCACUCGCUGCGCUUCUGUCUGCCGGCUGUACUCAACCCCCGAUACACACCAGCAGGUUCAGGAGCUGGUAUAGUCUCAGAGAUUUCAUCAGUAUGUGGAGCUGUUCCCUACACGCUGACACUCAGUGUCCAUGUGAGCUCUCCAAAGCCCAUCUCCAAACUAGAGUCCAACUGCACUCUGGAUCCUCUAGUGUUCCUCCACUCGGAUCACACUCAGGCUAUGGUGAAUCUGAGUCCUGGUCACAUGUUUGAUAAGGAUGUUGAGCUGUUUCUGUACUAUCAGGAGACCCAUCAGCCCUCUGCUAUAGUGGAGGCAGGAGUGGCCACUGCCCCAUCAGGCUCUCUGAUGAGGGACCCAGUGGUCAUGAUAAGUUUGUACCCAGAAUUCCCAGAGAAAGUGAUGUCAUCACUGGCAACUCAAGGAGAGUUUGUUUUCGUGAUGGACAGAUCAGGCAGUAUGCGUCAGAUGAUGCAUCAUGGGAAAGGAGCACAGAGGCGCAUAGAAAGCGCAAGGGACACUCUGCUGUUACUGUUGAAGAGUCUGCCCAUGGGAUGCUACUUCAAUAUCUUUGGAUUUGGCUCUCGUUUUGAGUCCUUCUUCCAUGAGAGUGUCGUGUACAGUCAGGACACAAUGGAUCAGGCUAUGAAGAGUGUGAAGGAAAUGAAAGCAGACCUGGGCGGCACAGAGAUUUUACAGCCUCUAAAACACAUCUACAGUCAGCGCUGUAACCCUGACCAUCCCAGACAGCUGUUCAUCUUCACUGAUGGAGAGGUGGGAAACACUAAAGAGGUGCUGGACCUGGUGAAACAUCAUGUUCACUCUCACAGGUGUUUCUCAUUCGGGAUUGGUGAGGGUGCAAGUAGCGCCCUCAUCACAGGAAUGGCCAGGGAAGGAUCUGGUCACGCUCAGUUCAUCACAGGCACCGACCGCAUGCAGCCCAAAGUGAUGCAGUCCCUCAGGUUUGCGCUGCAGCCCCCUGUGUUUAAUAUCUCUGUGGAUUGGACCCUUCCAGAUGGCAUUACUGUUGACACACUGUCUCAACCCAUCAAAGUGCUCUUCCAGGGUCAAAGGGCACUCAUUUACGCCCAACUUAAAGGAGAGAGUUCAGGAGACUCUGAGGGAACAGUGACAGUCAAAUACAGGCUUAAAGAUCAUCCAGUAAAAAAACAGCUCCACUUCUGCCUCAAACCAACUGAGGAAACUGGGUUGUCCGUCCACCGGCUGGCGGCUCGGACCCGGAUCCGUUCUCUGGAGCAGGAGGAGAGGUCAUGUGAUUCAGAUGUUGAAAGCGUCAGGAGAAAGAUAGUGGAGCUCAGUGUUCAGGCAGGAGUGAGCAGUGUUCAUACAGCCUUCAUUGCCAUUAAUAAAGACAGCAGAGAGACUGUGAAAGGACCCCUGCUGCAGAGAAAAGUGCCGACAUACGGUUAUGUCACUAAAUGUGAAACAAAAAUGGAGCGUCACCUUAUGGUAAGUGAUCAUUGUUUGUCAUUUGCAGAGGUUUGGAAUUUCUUCCUCCGUGGUUCUGAGUCUUCAGCCGCCCCGACUGUUCAGACAAACUCUCAAAGUCAUGCUGCUCCUGAUCCCCAGAAAGACUUGUUACUGAAUGCACAUAUAACUGCAACUACAACUGCAGACCCGUUACUCCAGCUGGUUUCUCUCCAAAAGGCGUCAGGCUGCUGGGAUCUGGACGUCACACUGGCUGAUGCGUUUGGGAAGACGGAGGAGGAGCUGACCAAUCAGAAACCAGCACAGGUGGAGGGGUCAGUAUGGGCCACUCUCCUGGCUCUGAUCUGGUUAUACGGCUGUAAAAUAGACCAGCGGGUCGAGUGGCAGUUUGUGGCCAUGAAGGCGGCGUCAUGGAUCGGCUCUCAGAAAGUGGGCGAUCUGUCCGAGUGUGUGUGUGUGGGUAAUGUCCUGCUCGGAUGUCAGGUGACCAAAGAGACUCUGGGAAUCUGAAGACGUCAGUGUUUCUACUUCCUGUGCUAUAAUACAAACACUAACAAGUUGACAACUAACACUAACUAACAGUAUGACAACUAACAAGUCGACAGCAUAGAUUCAUCAGUGUAAUAGCUUUAAAUAUUAAUGAUACGAUAAAUUCAGGCAAAAUGCAGCAAAAUCAACCAAAAUGAUUUAAAAAUGGCCUUAAUGGAGAUAG